Aspergillus calidoustus is the source of this 933-nucleotide messenger RNA. The record is from the annotation of a GenBank genome assembly. Lineage: Eukaryota; Fungi; Ascomycota; Eurotiomycetes; Eurotiales; Aspergillaceae.
AUGUCCACGACAGCCACAGUGACCGAAGCCGGCCAACAAAAAGUGGUCGUCACUACUCCCGAGGCACCCUCCUCCGUCUCCAACAACCCCAACAUCCUCCCCGCAGCAGAAGACAAGGUUUUCCAAGCCGUUGCUCGCGGUGACCGCGCCGGAAAGCUCAAGCUACGAGGUAUCCCGACCUUCUCUGACCCGUAUGCCGAACGCCAAUGGAUCAAGGAGCACAUGGCUGCUGCGUUCCGGUAUUUCGGGAAGGAGGGGUUCAAUGAGGGGAUCUCGGGGCACAUUUCUGUCCGAGACCCCGUGUUGAAGGACCACUUCUGGAUGAACCCCUUCGCGAAACACUUCAGCGCCAUGAACGCCUCUGAUCUCGUCCUGGUCGACGCAGACGGGUACGUGACGGAAGGCGGCGCGCAACUGCCCAUCAACGAGGCUGGGUUCAUGAUCCAUUCCGAGAUCCACAAGGCUCGUCCUGAUGUAAUGGCCGCGGCGCAUACGCAUGGCGUCUAUGGUAAGACGUGGAGUGUUUUUGGGAAGCCAGUUGAGAUGCUUUCGCAGGACGCCUGCAACUUCUACGGAAAAUUAAGUGUCUACGAGGACCACGGCGGCGUUGCCCUGGCGGUGGAUGAAGGACGCCAGAUUGCUCGGGCACUAGGAAAGGAUAACAUUGCCUGUAUCCUUCAAAAUCAUGGACUCCUCACAGUCGGCCAGACAGUCGACGAGGCAGCCUGGCUCUUUGCAAGCCUUGACCACGCCUGUCACUCGCAGCUGAUGGCCGAAGCGGCGGCGGCAAAUGGAAUCGCGAAGAAGAUUAUCCCUGCCAACGUUGCGCAGUAUACAGCUGACGCGGCGCAGAACCCACAUAACUUCUACACAGAGUUUCAACCGGAGUUUGAUCUGAUUGUUGAGGAGAGUAAUGGAAGGGUUCUGCAGUAG